Messenger RNA from Fusarium graminearum PH-1, 591 nucleotides. RefSeq lists its product as uncharacterized. The transcript is spliced from 4 exons. Bases 1 to 591 code for a protein of 196 amino acids. The record is from RefSeq and is a predicted model, not a curated record. Lineage: Eukaryota; Fungi; Ascomycota; Sordariomycetes; Hypocreales; Nectriaceae.
AUGGUCGGGUGGGACCCUGCUGGACCAACUUUAUGGAAGUGCGACACAGCUGAAGAUGAACUCAGUGGGACUUCUUAUGGCGCGAUGCUCAUUCUUGCCAAGAUCACGCGCCUCAUGAACUCCAAGGCUAAACUUCACCAUGAUAAAGAUAACAAGAGAAAGAGGAGUUUGGCUUCUCGCGCGGAUGUUGUUGAUUACCUGGUGCCCUAUAGUUAUGUACGAGUCUUCCAUCCUCAGAUCCCGUUGCAUAAGAAAAUUGCAAGUUUGGUUGUUUUUCAAAUGUCGAUGGACCAUGACGCUCGAAGGGGUUAUGCUACAUGGACUAAUUUGAACCAGAACACCUGCUGUGCCCUUGGAAAUACAUGGCUUAUACCCAGGAGGACUGUCUGGGGUUACGAGCUGAACAAAUGCUACAACUUUAAGGAAAUGCCUGAUACAGACUGCCGGGAGUAUAUCGGAACCAAGGAAAAAGGAGGUUGCUCUGGGGGUUUGUCCCCGCAUAGUGUCCUGGUUCGGAUGAAGGGUACAACUGUAUCUUGCACUUCAAAGGUGAUUGCACGAAUCUGUUUGAUCUUGGAAGGAAAAAAGUAA